AUGAAGAAGUAUGUAAUUAGUGAAAGAAGUAAAAAUGAUGAAGAUAAAAUAAUUAAUGAUGAUAAUGAAAUUAUUGAAGAAGAUAAUGUUGAAGAAAGAAUGUCAUCAAUUCAUUCACAUAAUUCUAUCACUAAAAUAUCUCAAAAUGAAAUAUAUAUUAAUGAAAUACAUGAAUAUGAUAAAAUAGAAACAAUUAUAUUCCCAUUUUCAUCAAAAAAUAAAUAUGGAUUAAUAGUAUAUGUUAAUAAAAUUAAUAUAAUAAGAAAAGAAUGUGUAGUACAUAUUAAAUAUGGAAAUGAUAAAUAUCCAUUGUUUAUGAGAUGA
This is a messenger RNA of Entamoeba dispar SAW760, 324 nucleotides long. RefSeq lists its product as uncharacterized. The transcript is spliced from 2 exons. Bases 1 to 324 code for a protein of 107 amino acids. The record is from RefSeq and is a predicted model, not a curated record. NCBI's taxonomy places the organism in Eukaryota, Evosea, Mastigamoebida, Endamoebidae.